This is a messenger RNA of Symbiodinium natans, 1296 nucleotides long. NCBI's taxonomy places the organism in Eukaryota, Dinophyceae, Suessiales, Symbiodiniaceae. The record is from the annotation of a GenBank genome assembly.
AUGAGAGCCAGUGCCGUUUUGCUUGCCUUCUCCUGCAGCAUUGCUGUUGCAGCCUCAGAUGAAGGAGCUGAGUAUGCAAAGGCUGGAGUAAAAAUGCUCACCGAAACAUGUAAAGACCUGAAAGAUGGCAGCUCAGCCGCCUCCACUGCACAAGCGAUCGCUGCCACCACGGUUUCAACUGCCGGGGAAGUGGUGAUGGCAACGGGCGGGCCCGUCGGGUGGGUCGUUGGUGGCUUGAUGUGUCUCUUCGGAGGGCUUAUGGAGCCGUCUGAGCCGUCCGAGACCGACAUCCUGAAAAAACAGAUCGCAGACCUCAAAGUUACGAUUUCAGAAAAGCUUGACAACAUCAACCGCAAGUUGGACUACAUUGGAAUGAGUAUCAGCGCCCUCCAACAUUCCAUCAAGCAGGUGUUUGCUGAGACGCAACAAAUCGAGCGUGAUGUGCAGCGAGUCCGGCUAGACGAGGAGGGUGGUCUUGUGUGGCUUCAGAACAUCCCGUACCAGUAUAUGACCUUCCUGAAUCUGUUGCAUGCAGCGCAGGCAGAUCCAGACAAUUUAGAUGACUUGUCCCAGUGGAUUAGCAAGUACCGAGAACCCUACGAGGAGACCUACUUCCGCUGGGACAACAUCUACAGGAUCCUUGUGCAUUACGAUUGGCCCCUGCAUGGGGCGCUUGUGCUCCAGGACAUCAUAGUGGCCCGUAUCCAGUUCGCAACCAUGCAAAGUCUCGCCUUGUUCAUGGAACAUGGCAGAUUCACUGCGUUGGGACUGACGCAUGCGCGCCUCAUGGAUGAUGACCUGCGAGCAUACAUGAUAAUCGCCCGAGACAAAAAGCUGCCUAUUCAACUGCAGCCCGAAACUCUCGUCAUAAAGAUGAGCCAAUGCCACGCUGCAAAAAUGGGACAGAAAGUUAGAGAUCAGUUUUGGCCGGAAGGUCUGAAGUCCUACUUGCACCGCUGCUGCUGCGACAUGGAAUGCGACCAGCACCCUCUAAUAGGUCAUUGCCCCUGCCGCCAAAGCGAGGACGCCUCCUUCGUCAUUGGGCCUAUGGGAGCGAUGCUCUUUUGUCACGAAGCAUUUCAAUACAAGCGUAUGUUUACAAGCAGCGCCUUAGCACUUGAAGCUUCUGAUGACCAGGGCUUUGUCCAGAAAAUCACCGGGGUGGAGUUUGCCUCUUUCGCAUCAUUCCUCGUGACUAUCAUCCUGCUUGUCUGCGCGGCUGUGGCCUUUCGUAAGUUGCAGAACCGGCAGAACGAACACGGGUACAGCCGUCUUCCUGAGGAAGUCCACGGAUGA